UUCUUCCGUCUCUGACGCCAUCUCCUUUUCUUGUGUGCCAUGCUUCUGAGGGGCUUAUUUAAGCGCCGCGCUGUGGGCGUCGGCGUCGUCUCUGCCGUCGUCGUCUUCAUUCAAUUGUUUGUCGCGCGCCGUGAUUACGUCCAGCUUGACCGGCGCACUGGACAGUCCCGAAUGGAGCUAGCAGUUUUAGUAGGCAAUGCGCGCGCGACUGAUGCGCCCGCACUCAAUCUCGUUGCUGGCUGCUCUCGGCUAUCAGAUCGCGGUUCGCGUUGCUCGGUUCUCGGUUCUCGGUUCUCGGUUCUCGGUUUUCUCGAUUUCGAUUCGCGGCUCUUUAGCUGGCGGCUUUUCAUUCUUUCGCAAUUGCGUCGCGAACAAAAUUGCGUUUAAUUAAAGUAUAAAGGCCAGAGCUCACCAUUCGGCACUAUUCAUUGUCGUUUUCAUAUUGAUUAAACAUAUUUGAAAACGUGCAUUAUGAGUCGCCACAUCCCUUUGAAGCUGACGCUGGUGCAGGUGCACGGUGCUCACCCACCGCCAAAUCCGCGUGCCGCUCGUACCGAGCGUCGCGUCAAGUUGGGGCUAGGGGUUAAUCAGCAAACAGGUCGCGUACAGUGGUGUCCCGGUCUAACCUGUUGCAAAUUGCUCUUACUGAUUCCAGUGGUGAUGCUGCCAUUGACAUUGGUGCUGCUGCUGCUACUGCGGCUGGACGGAAUGCUGCAAGCGCUGCAAUUAAGCGAACAACGCGUACGCGAGCAACGCAAAGCUGCCAUCUCGGUGCCCGGCUACCUGGAGGACUACGAGUCGCUGCUGCCGGAGGGAGAGACCUACAAUGACCUAAUCAAUGAUGAAUUUCUAUUGCCGCACGCCAAGCGUACACAGAUAGAGUUGAACGCAGCAGAGAAAGCCAAGCGCUGUCUGCCUUAUCGCUAUUCGAAUGGCGAGACACUAGAGCUAGAGGAUCGCAGCAUUUUAAUGAAAGAUGCCCGCACAUCUUUUCUACCCCAUGGCUCUGUGAUUGGCGCAAUGCCCAGCGAGUGCUUCGAGAACGAAAUGACAGACACCGAGAGGAACACUGUGGUCGACGAUGAAGGCUCCGAGUUCGACACCAGUCGCAAGAAGAGCACACCCAAACGGUAUCCGGAUAAGAGACAGUACAUGUCCCAGCGACGGCAGGCAGUGCGGGAGCGACGUGAAGCACAGCAGGAGCAGCAUGUGGAUAAUCUGGAAGCGGAGUUGAUUGAGAGCUCACUGCAGUCUUUUUGGAACGAGCAGGGCACUCGGGAGGAUAUACGUCAAGCCCAGUCGAAGACCAUGCAGCGUUACAUGAACAGACAUGUAGAUCCGUGCGUGGAUUUUUACAAGUUUGCCUGCGGUAACUGGGAGAGGCUGCACCCCAUACCUAAGGACAAGGCGGGCUUCGAUACCUUUGAGAUGUUGCGUGAGAGUCUGGAUUUAGUGCUGCGCAAUCUGCUUGAGAGGACUCCGCAGUCACCAAAUUCAGAGAUGCGAGUGCGGCAAAACGUAUUCAAACUGAACGAGCAGGAGCCGGAAACGGAUCAGGCAUCCGAGCUUCAGGCUGAGCGACUACGUCGGCACAUUGUCCAUCGGCGGCAUUUGCUGAAUCGUGUGCUCGUGCGCUAUAAACGCUUUACCAAUGCCACCAAACGGAAAAGGCUCUUUGAACCAGUGCGCGAGAGGAACAGAGAGCAGGAUACGCCGGCGUCUUCUACGAUACAUAUUAAGGAUAAGGACAAUGACAAAGACAAGGACAAGUACAAGGAGGAAAUGACACCGAUGCAAGUGAAUACCAAGGAGUUCUUGAAACCCAAACACGAUGCUCAACUGAAGGCAAAGAAUCUAUACAAGUCAUGCGUAAACAGCGAGCUGCUCAAUCGUCGCGGCCUAGACCCGCUGCACUCGCUCAUUCGGCAGCUGGGCGGCUGGCCAGUCCUUGACCCGGAUUGGCGUAGCACCCACUUCAACUGGCAGCAACUAGCCGCCACGCUGCGUCGGUACAACAACGACAUACUUAUCGUCCAGUGGGUGGGCGCUGAUAUCAAGAACUCUGAGGAGAAUAUCAUACAGUUCGAUCAAACCGGGCUGGGCCUGCCCACACGCGAAUACUUUCUGCAGCAGAGCAAUGCCAAGUAUUUGACUGCCUACCAGCGUUACAUGUCCGAGGUGAUGCACAAGCUGGGCGCCAGCAAAGCGGAUGCAACUCAUACGGCCACCGAACUAAUUGCCUUCGAGACAAGGCUGGCAGCGAUUACAGCUCCAGCGGAGCAACGACUCAAUGUAACCAAGCUCUACAAACGGAUGACGCUACAGCAACUGAAGGCGACGGUGCCACAGAUUGACUGGAUUGUGUACCUGAGUACCCUUCAGGGACGCAACGUCAACGAGACGGAACAGGUGGUCAUCUAUGCGGUGGAGUACAUGAAGCAGCUGGUGGCACUGCUUGCCGUUACGGAGCCCCGCACAGUGGCCAACUAUAUGAUGUGGCGGUUUGUACGGCAUCGCAUCAACAAUGUUGACGAUCGCUUCGAUGACAUCAAACAGAGCUUCUACCAUGCGCUCUUUGGGCGCGAAGAGAGUCCGCAACGGUGGAAGGUGUGCAUAGCACAGGUGAACACGAAUAUGGGCAUGGCCGUAGGCUCGAUGUUUGUGAGUCGGUACUUUGAUGACAACAGCAAGAGGGAUACGAUGCGCAUGACCCACGAGCUGCAGCAGGCAUUCCGGGACAUACUGAAGACCACAGACUGGUUAGAUCAGACGACUAAGCUGUUGGCCGAGGAGAAGGUGAAUGCCAUGUCCCUUAAGAUUGGCUAUCCGGACUUUAUACUUAAUGCCGAGGAGCUGAACGAGAAGUAUGCUGGUAUCGAUAUACACCCAGAUAAAUACUUUGAGAACACGCUCAAUGUGCUGCUGCACACGGCCAAGAUGGAGCAGGCCAAGUUGCACGAGCGUGUCAACAAAACCAACUGGCAGACGGCACCGGCUAUUGUUAAUGCCUACUAUAGCCGCAACAAAAAUCAGAUCAUGUUUCCCGCUGGCAUACUGCAGCCGCCCUUCUAUCAUCGUUAUUUUCCCAAAUCUCUCAACUUUGGUGGCAUCGGAGUGGUCAUUGGGCAUGAGUUGACCCACGGCUUCGACGAUAAAGGCCGGCUCUUCGAUAGCAAUGGCAACAUACACAAGUGGUGGACGGACUCGUCCAUUCGCGGCUUCGACGACCGCGCCCGCUGUAUCAUUUCACAAUACGGCAAUUAUACGGUCGAGGAGGUGGGCAUAGCUCUCAAUGGCGAGAGCACGCAAGGCGAGAAUAUUGCGGACAAUGGAGGACUGCGGCAAGCUUUUCACGCUUACAUGCGUUGGUUAAAUGAAAACCCCAACGAGGCCAAGGAUGAGAUGUUGCCGGGACUAAAUAUGACCGGACCGCAGCUAUUCUUCUUAAAUUUCGGCCAGGUGUGGUGCGGCGCCAUGCGACCGGAGGCGAUACGCAACAAGCUAAACACAGCCAUACAUAGUCCUGGACGCUAUCGUGUCAUCGGCACCCUCUCCAACUCAUAUGACUUUGCACGCGAGUUCAACUGCGCGGCUGGCACGCCCAUGAAUCCCCAAAAGAAGUGCAGUGUCUGGUAGCCGAAAUCCAUUGUUUCCUAUAGCCUAAGAGUAUUACGAACGAUCCAUUCCUAAACCAACCAGCACACGCCAGUUGGAUCUA
Molecule: messenger RNA, 3718 nt
Organism: Drosophila arizonae
Lineage: Eukaryota; Metazoa; Arthropoda; Insecta; Diptera; Drosophilidae
Gene: Nep4
Product: M13 family metallopeptidase neprilysin 4
Biological process (GO): protein processing
Cellular component (GO): plasma membrane
Molecular function (GO): metalloendopeptidase activity
Source: RefSeq, a predicted model, not a curated record